AAUUUGUUUAUAGAAAUAAAUAAACUGAGAAGUAUUUUAUAUUUUAUAAAGUCGUAUAAUAGCUUUUCGAAAGCAUAUAGAUUAUAAAGUAAUAAUUUGUAAUAGCAGUCUAAAAAAUCUGAAGCAUUUUCAAUAGGAACACUUAUCAAUAGGCCUUUAAGAUGACUUCGAUUUUUGAUCAAUACGAGCAAGCCUCCCAGGUUUCCCAGCGUUCUGUACCUGCAUCAGAACAGAUGACAUCUUCUGGAUAUAUUAACAUGCAGUUAAAUGAUAACACACCAAUGUUCUCCAAACAGAAGAUGAAUUUCAAUCCCUCAGAUUUAAUAACACAUGUUGCCGUGUCUAGUGAUUUUCUUGUCCUUGCUAUGGCUAAUGGAAAGCUGUUUAGACUUGAUUUGAAGAUGCCUGAUCAGCAUGAAGAAAUACAAUACACAAAAUUUGUGCAACCCAACACAAAACUAACUUCAAUUUUCCUCGAUCCACUUGGAUACCAUCUUCUCAUGGCAUUCACUGCAAGGAACAAAGAUGGCAACCCAGAACUAGUAUACUUGCAUCGCAAGAGUAGUAAGCUCAAGACAGUAACAAAAUCUAGAAACUAUGAAGUGACAGAAGUUGGUUGGAAUUAUGACAACAGGUCUACAGUUACAACGGGACCUAUACUGCUGGGCACGUCUCAAGGGCAUAUUUUGGAAACUGAGCUCGAAGCUGAUAGUGACAAAAUGUUUACAGCUAGCCAGCAGUAUUGGAGGCAGCUGCCUAACUAUCUGCCUAUAUACGGAGGCAAGGAAAUCGAUGGUUUGAUAUUUGAUAUCGGUAAAGGCACAGAUACACCAAUAACUGGAAUCCAAUUCCAUAGAGUAUCAAACACAAGCAAAUACUUUAUAUUUGUCACUACCCCGACAAGAUUGUACCAGUUUAUUGGCCAUGCGAUGAUAACAGAUGACAAGCCAUCCCUCCAAUCCAUAUUCUAUUCAUAUCUGACAACCCCAGAGACUGGAUUCCAAGAAAUACCUUCGACAUUGAAAUAUUCGAAACUUCAGUUCUAUUUUGAUAAAACGAAUACUCCAAAAACAUUUGCGUGGUUGACGGAGCCUGGAAUAUUUUAUGGACAGUUGGACCCAACAUCUCAACAAAACUCGAACUCACUUUUUACACAAAGCGAACUCAUUAACUAUCCAUCCGAUGAUGCGAAUAGUAAAGAAACGACACCGAUAUCCUUCGUUUUAACAGAAUUCCACGCGGUUCUCAUGUACUCUGAUAGAGUUAAAGCCGUGUCUCUAUUGAAUCAAGAUCUAGUUUAUGAAGACAAAUAUUCUGAAGUACAUGGAAAGUUGAAGAAUAUAGUUAAGGAUCCAAUAAGACGGACUAUUUGGGCGGUCACCGGUAACGCUGUCUUCAGAUACAAAGUCAGUAGAGAAGAAAGGAAUGUUUGGAGGAUUUAUUCCGAUAAGGAACAAUUCGAUUUAGCUAAACAAUAUUGCCAAAAUAAUCCCGCAUUCAUCGACAUCAUCAACGUGAAGCAAGCCGAGCUGCUCUUUGGGAAAGGCGAUUAUGACAGGAGCGCAGAAAUUUAUGCAGAAACUCAGAGCAGUUUCGAAACUGUGUGCCUGAAGUUCCUAGAAGUCGAACAAGUUAAUGCGUUGAAAGUUUACCUGGGGAAAAGAUUGGACGCCUUGGAAGACGAUAAAACACUCAUAUCGAUGAUCGUUAUCUGGAUGACUGAAUUGUAUUUAUCACAGCUCGGCACACUUAGACGUAAGGGAAAUGCUGAUGCGCAAGAAUACCACCAAAUACAAAGCGAUUUCGAAGUUUUUCUUCUACAGCCAAAAGUGGUGAAGUGUAUGCAGCACAUAAAAUCAGUAGUAUACGAUCUCAUGUCCUCGCAUGGAGACAAACAGAAUCUAAUCAAAUUAACGGUGAUCAACGAGGACUAUGAAAACGUUGUCGCCCAAAAUAUUUACAAGAAAUCAUACACAGAAGCGCUAAAUAUGCUUAUGUCUUUGAAAAAGUCCGACUUGUUCUAUCAAUUCGCUCCAGCUCUCAUGGAGGAAAUGCCGAAGCAAACGGCCAACGCGUUGAUCGACCAAGGACCCUUGCUGAGUCCAUCGAAACUCCUACCGGCGUUCCUCUCGUGUGAGAAUGAUAAAGCCCACGUGACUGAAAUUAUAAGAUAUUUAGAAUUUAUGUUACAAAACUUUAACGUGAAGGAUCGGGCGAUACAUAAUUAUUUAUUGACGCUGUACGUCGAGCACGACCAUCUAGCUCUAAUGAGGUAUCUGGUGAGGCAAGGACAAGAGUUGUCGAUGGUGAACUACGACGUUCAUUACGCUCUGAGGCUCUGCAGAGAGAAAGGUCUGUCCGAGGCCUGCGUGAAGCUGUCCGCCCUGCUGGGGCUGUGGGAGUCUGCGGCAGAGCUGGCGCUCGACGUGGACGUGGCGCUCGCCAAGGGCCUCGCCGACCUGCCGGACGACCCCGCGCUGCAGCGCCGCCUGUGGCUCGGCAUCGCGGAACAUGUGAUAACGAAGAACCAAGACAUAAAGGAAGCGAUGAGUCUUCUCGAAGAGUGUCCUCUUAUUAAAAUAGAAGAUAUCCUACCGUUCUUCAGUGAUGUGGUCACCAUUAACCACUUUAGAGAGCCUAUUUGUCAAUCUCUGCAGGAGUACAAUAACCAAAUUGAAGAGUUGAAGGCUGAAAUGGAAGACGCAACGAAAUCUGCCGAAUAUGUGCGCAACGCGAUCCAGUCGUUCCGCAACCGCAGCGUGCUGGUGUCGGUGGGCGACGCGUGCUGCCUGUGCGACAUCGCGCUGCUGCUGCGGCCCUUCUACCUGUUCCCGUGCGCGCACCGCUUCCACAGCGACUGCCUGCUCGCCGAGAUGGCGCCCAUCCUCGCUCCGGCGCGCCGAAACAAGUUGACCGAUCUCCAGCGGCAGCUCGCAGUGCUGUCCAACAUCGAGCUCUCCACGGUCACGUCGACCGGUUUGCCUCUCAGGGAAGUGCUCAAGAAUGAGAUAGACGACAUCGUGGCCAGCGAGUGCGUCUUCUGCGGCGAACACAUGAUCGCUUGCAUCGACAAACCGUUCAUUGCGGACGAAGAUUGGGACCGAGUCAUGAAGGAAUGGGAGUGAAUGAUAAAGUUAAUUUUUUUGGUUUGCAAACGGAAUGGCUAUGAACGAUAACAAUGGUUGUCUCUUCUAAGUCUUAAUAAAUUCUUGUUAAGUAUACAAUUAGCAAUUGUAGUUGAUACGCAUUGACGCUUAAGUACUCAACUGAAAUUGAGACUGGUAUGUAAUUUGUGUUUUUCUAAUGGAAUGCAUGCAGGUGUAACAUGGAGAAAUACGUUAUAUGAUUCAUUUCGUGCUCGGCGCCAAAGGCAACACGUCGUGAGGAAACCUACAUGCUCUAAA
This is a messenger RNA of Vanessa tameamea, 3404 nucleotides long. It is a transcript of the gene dor, whose product is annotated as vacuolar protein sorting-associated protein 18 homolog. Gene Ontology annotation, biological process: endosome organization; organelle fusion; intracellular protein transport. Lineage: Eukaryota; Metazoa; Arthropoda; Insecta; Lepidoptera; Nymphalidae. The record is from RefSeq and is a predicted model, not a curated record. The transcript is spliced from 10 exons. Gene Ontology annotation, cellular component: HOPS complex; endosome. Bases 162 to 3125 code for a protein of 987 amino acids. Gene Ontology annotation, molecular function: protein-macromolecule adaptor activity; protein binding.